This is a messenger RNA of Schistosoma rodhaini, 2226 nucleotides long. Lineage: Eukaryota; Metazoa; Platyhelminthes; Trematoda; Strigeidida; Schistosomatidae. The record is from the annotation of a GenBank genome assembly.
GUUUUAUUCAAUUUUAGAGUUGAUGAUACUCUUCACGAUUGAACAUUGUAUUCUAUGUUAAACCCAGGUAAUUGUAGGAAUGAUUUGUGAAUGUGCAAAAACAAAGUUCUUUAUAAUCUAUGAAAGACCACAUAUAGAAUUCCGUAUAUUCCAUUUUACCUGACCGUCAAACAACGUUUUAAUAAUUGGUUGUGCGAAAUUACCUCCUGUUCAAUUGCUCUUUCAACAAUUGACCAUUCAAAUUUGACCUCGAAUUGUCUCUUGAACACGAGGAUAUAGAACAUGAUAUUCGGCAACAAGGUUGCGACUGCGUCAUUUGACCAGCUGGCACCAGGUGGGAUUAGGAUUAUAUAUAAUCAGCCACAACAUGCGAUUCUAAGCGACCACAGAAAUAUUCCCCAAGAAGACAUAAAAUUUUUCUGCAACUCAUCUCAGACGCUUUUUCCACAACACACAGUUCUGAGUGAACGCAAAUUCGGCAAAGACUACGGAAAGAUAUUUAAAUGUUCUUCUUGUGACCGAACUUUCACCUCCAGAUCAGGGUUAUGGUACCAUGUACAACUUGUUCACGAAGUACAAAAUUAUCCAUGUGAUCAGUGUUCAAGAACCUUCAGAUUAAAACAAUAUCUUAUUGCACAUAUCCAACAAGUUCAUGAAAAGAGAUUAGCUAAAUGUGAAAUAUGUGGCACAACGUUCGCCUCAUUGGGUAAUUUAAAGAAACAUGAAAAAAGUAUACAUGGAGGGAGAUUAUUCGACUGUCCUUCUUGUGAUCGUUCCUUCACCUCACGAUCCGGUUUAUGGUAUCACAUUCAUCUUGUCCAUGAUGUCCAGUCAUUUCAGUGCGAUGUAUGCUCCAGAACAUUUGCAUUGCGAGUUUAUCUUCAUGCUCAUGUACAACAGGUUCAUGGAAAGAGGAUGGUCAAAUGUGAACAAUGUGGCGAUUUCUUCUUGUCUGGAAGCAUUUUCAGAAGACAUCAAGAAACUCGACAUAAAGGUAUGAAAAUCUCACCACAACAGUAUAAUUCCCCGGUUCCACGAAAAACGAAUAAAUUGAGACCUCCUUUAGGUCGGUUGAUAUUCAAAUGUGCUAGCUGUAACAAAUCUUUUGCUUCCAGAUCUGAUGUAGCAAUACAUUACAAACAUGUACACGCUGGUAAGUACACUGCGACUAUCCAUCCAUAUACAAUUGAGUCAUAACUCAUCAAUUCUGUAGGUACAUUAUUCAUUUUUAUUAAUCGAAUACCAAAAGGUUAAAAAUAAAUACAUGUUUUUAACAUCCAACGGAUACCGUUUGUCACUUAACUGUUGGACUGUAUAUGUCAUCAUAUACCGAGAUAGAUUUAUUUUCUGAAUGUGCUGUUCUCUUUAUUCUAUAUUCCGAAGAGCUAAUAAAUUAAUAUUAUUUUUCACAAAAAGUCUCAGUAACAGGACACCAAAGUUUUUUUUACUUAGUCAGUGUAACUAUAAGGCUGGGGUUUUUCAUUUCCAAGGCUGGCAACUCAAUGACUCUAUUCAUUGACUGUAGUUCUCUUCAUUUUAUUCAUUACUUCAGUAUUUAAAAGGAAAUCUCUCUGUUAGUUAAAUCCGUGUCUUAUACCUUGCAAACUCUUCAUUUUGAAUUGUAUAAUUAAAUAAUUGUAUAUUGGUCAAUAGACAGAUUUCUGCAUUACAGUUUUAUUAUGCACAAUAUUGGGGAAUUUAUAUCUCUAUCCUUCACAAACAAAGCGAUAAUUGACUCCAACCCUGUUAUGGUGUUACGUUUUGAAGGACCAGCACCCAACUAUGAACGUAUUGUUUACUUUCUUAUUUACAGUCACUAGACUUAAAGAUUUUAUCACGUUAUUGCUUUUAAUGAUUAGUAGAGAUCGAGUCAGUAUUGGAAGGUUAUUCCAUUCUUAUUUUCCGCUUGACAUUUGAUGAGAUCUCUCAUAAAACCUUCAGGGCUUGUAACCACUUUAUUACCUGUUCAGUGGAUAGCCUGUCUCCACUAUUCAACUUCAGUUAGUUUAUACUCAUUAUCAGCCUUAUGGUUUACUGUUGUACACUCAAAAAUCAUUUAAACAGAUUGCAUGGAGAAACUGACGUCAAUGCGAACCAUAAAUCAUUAAGUUGAAAAGUAUUUGACUUUUAGUUUGUAUAAUGUAUUUCAUGCAUCAAGUAAAGUGUUAUUCACGUCAUUUUAUUACGUAUCAUCUUAUUUGUAGCUAAAUUAAUUAAGUGCGCUGA